AUGGCUCUUGAAGAUGAGGAAAAUAAAGUUGAGGUUAGGCCGUCGUCGUCUUCCUUUGAAGUGACUGGCGAUCUAAAGGUGGAGUGGUAUCCUGGCAGCAUCCAGGUGGAUACUGUCCUCCAUAAAUGUUGUACCAUUUGGGGUCAGGCCCUCAAAAAGAGUUUUACCCCCAACUAUAAGAAAUACUGUCGUACCAAUAAUGUCUUGUCAUGGUAUCAAGGACUUCAUCUUGCUGUGACAGAGAGGGUGGACCUGACAAACCUUGGUUGUACAGCUCAGGUAGUUUCACCAAAGCUUGAUACACCUGUAGUUCAUGCUCUUACGGACCGUUGGUGGCCAUCUACCCACACCUUCCAUCUGCCUGCUGGGGAGGUAACCAUCACUCCUUUAGACUUUUUUAUGAUCAUGGGGAUCCCUUUCUCUAGGAGACCUAUUUCGCUGACUCACUCUGUUCAGAUGAAAUCCCUUGGGGAGAUUAGUGACCUCCUGGAUUACAAAGCGACUUCCUGCGUCAUUCUCUUGACCACUAUGAAGAAAGAGUGGGACAACCAGGUAAUUGAUGAUAGCUCCCCUAAAGAGUUAUUCGAUCAAGCUGCUAAGAGUUUUCUCCUCUAUCUUGUCUCCAAUGUCCUCUUCUGUGAUGGAGGAGGGCGCAGAGAUACUUUCCUUGCUUGCUUCUUUGAAGAUUUUGAGGAGGCAGAGUCCUUUGAUUGGGGCGGGUCUGUUUACGCCCAUUUCUUGAAGAUGUUGGAUCGCCUUACUUUCAGCGUGCCCGGCUUGAUUGGCUGUGCCUAUGAUCUUUGGGUAUGGUGUUACGAGGUUCUGGGGAUUCAUGCCCCUUGUCUUCCCAAUGAAGCGGCUCCUUACAUCCCCCAAGCAACUCGUUGGGGGAAGGCCAUGUGUUCUUUUAUUGAUGAGCUGCAAUACCUAGGCCGCCGUCCGAUUCUUGGCGAGUACGGAUUACCUCCUUCUCAUGGCUACAGUGUGAAUUCUUGCCCCUCCCAUGCUGUUGCUAAUAGUUUGCCUAUCGCGCAAAUGGGUAACCUCAUCCCAGGGUACCGGGAUGGACCAUCCCUUCCAGAUUGA
Messenger RNA from Telopea speciosissima, 1086 nucleotides. RefSeq names its product protein MAIN-LIKE 2-like. Lineage: Eukaryota; Viridiplantae; Streptophyta; Magnoliopsida; Proteales; Proteaceae. The transcript has 5 exons. The record is from RefSeq and is a predicted model, not a curated record. The coding region runs from base 1 to 1086 and encodes 361 amino acids.